Messenger RNA from Sphaeramia orbicularis (orbiculate cardinalfish), 21384 nucleotides. RefSeq names its product collagen, type VI, alpha 3 (gene col6a3). Lineage: Eukaryota; Metazoa; Chordata; Actinopteri; Kurtiformes; Apogonidae. Gene Ontology annotation, molecular function: serine-type endopeptidase inhibitor activity; extracellular matrix structural constituent conferring tensile strength; protein binding. The record is from RefSeq and is a predicted model, not a curated record.
AUAUCGUAUUCCUUCUGGAUGGUUCUGAUGCCACAAGGAAUGGCUUCCCUGCCAUGCGUGAUUUCGUUGAGAGAGUGGUGGAAAAACUCAAUGUAGGGGAAAACAAAGACCGUGUCUCUGUGGUCCAGUACAGCAGGGAGCCAGAGGUCCAUUUCUAUCUGAACACAUACAACACCAGAGCUGAUAUUGUGGACACGGUCAGAGGGCUGAGACACAGAGGGGGCAGAACCCUCAACACCGGGGCCGCCCUCCAGUAUGUCAGGGACAACGUCUUUACAAACUCCUCCGGGAGUCGGCGCCUGCAAGGCGUUCCACAGAUGUUGAUCCUGCUGAAUGGUGGAAGGUCUUACGAUAAUGUCGAUGCCCCAGCCUCUGCGCUCAAACAGCAGGGCAUCGUUGUGAUUGGCAUUGGAGCGGGCAGGGCUGACAGUGCAGAGAUGCAAAAGAUAUCAUCUGACCCCACAUACGCUCUAUCAGUGUCUGAGUUGACUGACCUCCCCAGUGUCCACGAACAGCUCUCGUCUGUAAUGAGCACAGUGCUGGUGCGGGCCACGCCCAUCACACCAACAGUAACCGCGGAGAGACAGCCCACAGGAAGGGAUGUUGUGUUCUUGUUGGACGGAUCGGAUGGUACUAGAACCGAGUUCCCAGCUGUGCGAGACUUUGUCCAGAGAAUGGUGGAGACACUCAGUGUGGAUGACAGCAGAGACCGUGUGGCAGUGGUUCAGUACAGCAGAGACGCAGCUGUCCAGUUCUAUCUGAACACUUACACCACAAAGGCCGAGAUCCUUGACACUGUCAGAGGCUUGAGGCACAAAGGCGGAAGACCCCUCUACACCGGAGCAGCUCUCCAGUACGUGAGGGACAAUGUCUUCACCGCCUCUGCCGGGAGCAGGCGCCUGGAGGGAGUUCCACAGGUGCUAAUACUGCUAAGCGGCGCAAGGUCCGUCGACAGUGUCGAUGCGCCAGCCUCUGCUCUCAAACAGCUGGGUGUCUUGACCUUUGCAAUUGGAACCAGGAACGCUGAUAAGAGAGAAAUGCAGAAGAUAGCCCACGAGCCCACACAUGCUGUGUCUGUGUCUGAGUUCAAUGACCUCCCCAAUGUCCAGCAGCAACUUCAGUCCUCUGUGGAGGCUGUGAUUGUUGAGGUCACCCCAGAAACACCAACUGCACCUGUUGACGCUCCCAAAAAGGAUAUCGUAUUCCUUCUGGAUGGUUCUGAUGCCACAAGGAAUGGCUUCCCUGCCAUGCGUGAUUUCGUUGAGAGAGUGGUGGAAAAACUCAAUGUAGGGGAAAACAAAGACCGUGUCUCUGUGGUCCAGUACAGCAGGGAGCCAGAGGUCCAUUUCUAUCUGAACACAUACAACACCAGAGCUGAUAUUGUGGACACGGUCAGAGGGCUGAGACACAGAGGGGGCAGAACCCUCAACACCGGGGCCGCCCUCCAGUAUGUCAGGGACAACGUCUUUACAAACUCCUCCGGGAGUCGGCGCCUGCAAGGCGUUCCACAGAUGUUGAUCCUGCUGAAUGGUGGAAGGUCUUACGAUAAUGUCGAUGCCCCAGCCUCUGCGCUCAAACAGCAGGGCAUCGUUGUGAUUGGCAUUGGAGCGGGCAGGGCUGACAGUGCAGAGAUGCAAAAGAUAUCAUCUGACCCCACAUACGCUCUAUCAGUGUCUGAGUUGACUGACCUCCCCAGUGUCCACGAACAGCUCUCGUCUGUAAUGAGCACAGUGCUGGUGCGGGCCACGCCCAUCACACCAACAGUAACCGCGGAGAGACAGCCCACAGGAAGGGAUGUUGUGUUCUUGUUGGACGGAUCGGAUGGUACUAGAACCGAGUUCCCAGCUGUGCGAGACUUUGUCCAGAGAAUGGUGGACACACUCAGUGUGGAUGACAGCAGAGACCGUGUGGCAGUGGUUCAGUACAGCAGAGACGCAGCUGUCCAGUUCUAUCUGAACACUUACACCACAAAGGCCGAGAUCCUUGACACUGUCAGAGGCUUGAGGCACAAAGGCGGAAGACCCCUCUACACCGGAGCAGCUCUCCAGUACGUGAGGGACAAUGUCUUCACCGCCUCUGCCGGGAGCAGGCGCCUGGAGGGAGUUCCACAGGUGCUAAUACUGCUAAGCGGCGCAAGGUCCGUCGACAGUGUCGAUGCGCCAGCCUCUGCUCUCAAACAGCUGGGUGUCUUGACCUUUGCAAUUGGAACCAGGAACGCUGAUAAGAGAGAAAUGCAGAAGAUAGCCCACGAGCCCACACAUGCUGUGUCUGUGUCUGAGUUCAAUGACCUCCCCAAUGUCCAGCAGCAACUUCAGUCCUCUGUGGAGGCUGUGAUUGUUGAGGUCACCCCAGAAACACCAACUGCACCUGUUGACGCUCCCAAAAAGGAUAUCGUAUUCCUUCUGGAUGGUUCUGAUGCCACAAGGAAUGGCUUCCCUGCCAUGCGUGAUUUCGUUGAGAGAGUGGUGGAAAAACUCAAUGUAGGGGAAAACAAAGACCGUGUCUCUGUGGUCCAGUACAGCAGGGAGCCAGAGGUCCAUUUCUAUCUGAACACAUACAACACCAGAGCUGAUAUUGUGGACACGGUCAGAGGGCUGAGACACAGAGGGGGCAGAACCCUCAACACCGGGGCCGCCCUCCAGUAUGUCAGGGACAACGUCUUUACAAACUCCUCCGGGAGUCGGCGCCUGCAAGGCGUUCCACAGAUGUUGAUCCUGCUGAAUGGUGGAAGGUCUUACGAUAAUGUCGAUGCCCCAGCCUCUGCGCUCAAACAGCAGGGCAUCGUUGUGAUUGGCAUUGGAGCGGGCAGGGCUGACAGUGCAGAGAUGCAAAAGAUAUCAUCUGACCCCACAUACGCUCUAUCAGUGUCUGAGUUGACUGACCUCCCCAGUGUCCACGAACAGCUCUCGUCUGUAAUGAGCACAGUGCUGGUGCGGGCCACGCCCAUCACACCAACAGUAACCGCGGAGAGACAGCCCACAGGAAGGGAUGUUGUGUUCUUGUUGGACGGAUCGGAUGGUACUAGAACCGAGUUCCCAGCUGUGCGAGACUUUGUCCAGAGAAUGGUGGAGACACUCAGUGUGGAUGACAGCAGAGACCGUGUGGCAGUGGUUCAGUACAGCAGAGACGCAGCUGUCCAGUUCUAUCUGAACACUUACACCACAAAGGCCGAGAUCCUUGACACUGUCAGAGGCUUGAGGCACAAAGGCGGAAGACCCCUCUACACCGGAGCAGCUCUCCAGUACGUGAGGGACAAUGUCUUCACCGCCUCUGCCGGGAGCAGGCGCCUGGAGGGAGUUCCACAGGUGCUAAUACUGCUAAGCGGCGCAAGGUCCGUCGACAGUGUCGAUGCGCCAGCCUCUGCUCUCAAACAGCUGGGUGUCUUGACCUUUGCAAUUGGAACCAGGAACGCUGAUAAGAGAGAAAUGCAGAAGAUAGCCCACGAGCCCACACAUGCUGUGUCUGUGUCUGAGUUCAAUGACCUCCCCAAUGUCCAGCAGCAACUUCAGUCCUCUGUGGAGGCUGUGAUUGUUGAGGUCACCCCAGAAACACCAACUGCACCUGUUGACGCUCCCAAAAAGGAUAUCGUAUUCCUUCUGGAUGGUUCUGAUGCCACAAGGAAUGGCUUCCCUGCCAUGCGUGAUUUCGUUGAGAGAGUGGUGGAAAAACUCAAUGUAGGGGAAAACAAAGACCGUGUCUCUGUGGUCCAGUACAGCAGGGAGCCAGAGGUCCAUUUCUAUCUGAACACAUACAACACCAGAGCUGAUAUUGUGGACACGGUCAGAGGGCUGAGACACAGAGGGGGCAGAACCCUCAACACCGGGGCCGCCCUCCAGUAUGUCAGGGACAACGUCUUUACAAACUCCUCCGGGAGUCGGCGCCUGCAAGGCGUUCCACAGAUGUUGAUCCUGCUGAAUGGUGGAAGGUCUUACGAUAAUGUCGAUGCCCCAGCCUCUGCGCUCAAACAGCAGGGCAUCGUUGUGAUUGGCAUUGGAGCGGGCAGGGCUGACAGUGCAGAGAUGCAAAAGAUAUCAUCUGACCCCACAUACGCUCUAUCAGUGUCUGAGUUGACUGACCUCCCCAGUGUCCACGAACAGCUCUCGUCUGUAAUGAGCACAGUGCUGGUGCGGGCCACGCCCAUCACACCAACAGUAACCGCGGAGAGACAGCCCACAGGAAGGGAUGUUGUGUUCUUGUUGGACGGAUCGGAUGGUACUAGAACCGAGUUCCCAGCUGUGCGAGACUUUGUCCAGAGAAUGGUGGACACACUCAGUGUGGAUGACAGCAGAGACCGUGUGGCAGUGGUUCAGUACAGCAGAGACGCAGCUGUCCAGUUCUAUCUGAACACUUACACCACAAAGGCCGAGAUCCUUGACACUGUCAGAGGCUUGAGGCACAAAGGCGGAAGACCCCUCUACACCGGAGCAGCUCUCCAGUACGUGAGGGACAAUGUCUUCACCGCCUCUGCCGGGAGCAGGCGCCUGGAGGGAGUUCCACAGGUGCUAAUACUGCUAAGCGGCGCAAGGUCCGUCGACAGUGUCGAUGCGCCAGCCUCUGCUCUCAAACAGCUGGGUGUCUUGACCUUUGCAAUUGGAACCAGGAACGCUGAUAAGAGAGAAAUGCAGAAGAUAGCCCACGAGCCCACACAUGCUGUGUCUGUGUCUGAGUUCAAUGACCUCCCCAAUGUCCAGCAGCAACUUCAGUCCUCUGUGGAGGCUGUGAUUGUUGAGGUCACCCCAGAAACACCAACUGCACCUGUUGACGCUCCCAAAAAGGAUAUCGUAUUCCUUCUGGAUGGUUCUGAUGCCACAAGGAAUGGCUUCCCUGCCAUGCGUGAUUUCGUUGAGAGAGUGGUGGAAAAACUCAAUGUAGGGGAAAACAAAGACCGUGUCUCUGUGGUCCAGUACAGCAGGGAGCCAGAGGUCCAUUUCUAUCUGAACACAUACAACACCAGAGCUGAUAUUGUGGACACGGUCAGAGGGCUGAGACACAGAGGGGGCAGAACCCUCAACACCGGGGCCGCCCUCCAGUAUGUCAGGGACAACGUCUUUACAAACUCCUCCGGGAGUCGGCGCCUGCAAGGCGUUCCACAGAUGUUGAUCCUGCUGAAUGGUGGAAGGUCUUACGAUAAUGUCGAUGCCCCAGCCUCUGCGCUCAAACAGCAGGGCAUCGUUGUGAUUGGCAUUGGAGCGGGCAGGGCUGACAGUGCAGAGAUGCAAAAGAUAUCAUCUGACCCCACAUACGCUCUAUCAGUGUCUGAGUUGACUGACCUCCCCAGUGUCCACGAACAGCUCUCGUCUGUAAUGAGCACAGUGCUGGUGCGGGCCACGCCCAUCACACCAACAGUAACCGCGGAGAGACAGCCCACAGGAAGGGAUGUUGUGUUCUUGUUGGACGGAUCGGAUGGUACUAGAACCGAGUUCCCAGCUGUGCGAGACUUUGUCCAGAGAAUGGUGGACACACUCAGUGUGGAUGACAGCAGAGACCGUGUGGCAGUGGUUCAGUACAGCAGAGACGCAGCUGUCCAGUUCUAUCUGAACACUUACACCACAAAGGCCGAGAUCCUUGACACUGUCAGAGGCUUGAGGCACAAAGGCGGAAGACCCCUCUACACCGGAGCAGCUCUCCAGUACGUGAGGGACAAUGUCUUCACCGCCUCUGCCGGGAGCAGGCGCCUGGAGGGAGUUCCACAGGUGCUAAUACUGCUAAGCGGCGCAAGGUCCGUCGACAGUGUCGAUGCGCCAGCCUCUGCUCUCAAACAGCUGGGUGUCUUGACCUUUGCAAUUGGAACCAGGAACGCUGAUAAGAGAGAAAUGCAGAAGAUAGCCCACGAGCCCACACAUGCUGUGUCUGUGUCUGAGUUCAAUGACCUCCCCAAUGUCCAGCAGCAACUUCAGUCCUCUGUGGAGGCUGUGAUUGUUGAGGUCACCCCAGAAACACCAACUGCACCUGUUGACGCUCCCAAAAAGGAUAUCGUAUUCCUUCUGGAUGGUUCUGAUGCCACAAGGAAUGGCUUCCCUGCCAUGCGUGAUUUCGUUGAGAGAGUGGUGGAAAAACUCAAUGUAGGGGAAAACAAAGACCGUGUCUCUGUGGUCCAGUACAGCAGGGAGCCAGAGGUCCAUUUCUAUCUGAACACAUACAACACCAGAGCUGAUAUUGUGGACACGGUCAGAGGGCUGAGACACAGAGGGGGCAGAACCCUCAACACCGGGGCCGCCCUCCAGUAUGUCAGGGACAACGUCUUUACAAACUCCUCCGGGAGUCGGCGCCUGCAAGGCGUUCCACAGAUGUUGAUCCUGCUGAAUGGUGGAAGGUCUUACGAUAAUGUCGAUGCCCCAGCCUCUGCGCUCAAACAGCAGGGCAUCGUUGUGAUUGGCAUUGGAGCGGGCAGGGCUGACAGUGCAGAGAUGCAAAAGAUAUCAUCUGACCCCACAUACGCUCUAUCAGUGUCUGAGUUGACUGACCUCCCCAGUGUCCACGAACAGCUCUCGUCUGUAAUGAGCACAGUGCUGGUGCGGGCCACGCCCAUCACACCAACAGUAACCGCGGAGAGACAGCCCACAGGAAGGGAUGUUGUGUUCUUGUUGGACGGAUCGGAUGGUACUAGAACCGAGUUCCCAGCUGUGCGAGACUUUGUCCAGAGAAUGGUGGACACACUCAGUGUGGAUGACAGCAGAGACCGUGUGGCAGUGGUUCAGUACAGCAGAGACGCAGCUGUCCAGUUCUAUCUGAACACUUACACCACAAAGGCCGAGAUCCUUGACACUGUCAGAGGCUUGAGGCACAAAGGCGGAAGACCCCUCUACACCGGAGCAGCUCUCCAGUACGUGAGGGACAAUGUCUUCACCGCCUCUGCCGGGAGCAGGCGCCUGGAGGGAGUUCCACAGGUGCUAAUACUGCUAAGCGGCGCAAGGUCCGUCGACAGUGUCGAUGCGCCAGCCUCUGCUCUCAAACAGCUGGGUGUCUUGACCUUUGCAAUUGGAACCAGGAACGCUGAUAAGAGAGAAAUGCAGAAGAUAGCCCACGAGCCCACACAUGCUGUGUCUGUGUCUGAGUUCAAUGACCUCCCCAAUGUCCAGCAGCAACUUCAGUCCUCUGUGGAGGCUGUGAUUGUUGAGGUCACCCCAGAAACACCAACUGCACCUGUUGACGCUCCCAAAAAGGAUAUCGUAUUCCUUCUGGAUGGUUCUGAUGCCACAAGGAAUGGCUUCCCUGCCAUGCGUGAUUUCGUUGAGAGAGUGGUGGAAAAACUCAAUGUAGGGGAAAACAAAGACCGUGUCUCUGUGGUCCAGUACAGCAGGGAGCCAGAGGUCCAUUUCUAUCUGAACACAUACAACACCAGAGCUGAUAUUGUGGACACGGUCAGAGGGCUGAGACACAGAGGGGGCAGAACCCUCAACACCGGGGCCGCCCUCCAGUAUGUCAGGGACAACGUCUUUACAAACUCCUCCGGGAGUCGGCGCCUGCAAGGCGUUCCACAGAUGUUGAUCCUGCUGAAUGGUGGAAGGUCUUACGAUAAUGUCGAUGCCCCAGCCUCUGCGCUCAAACAGCAGGGCAUCGUUGUGAUUGGCAUUGGAGCGGGCAGGGCUGACAGUGCAGAGAUGCAAAAGAUAUCAUCUGACCCCACAUACGCUCUAUCAGUGUCUGAGUUGACUGACCUCCCCAGUGUCCACGAACAGCUCUCGUCUGUAAUGAGCACAGUGCUGGUGCGGGCCACGCCCAUCACACCAACAGUAACCGCGGAGAGACAGCCCACAGGAAGGGAUGUUGUGUUCUUGUUGGACGGAUCGGAUGGUACUAGAACCGAGUUCCCAGCUGUGCGAGACUUUGUCCAGAGAAUGGUGGACACACUCAGUGUGGAUGACAGCAGGGACCGUGUGGCAGUGGUUCAGUACAGCAGAGACGCAGCUGUCCAGUUCUAUCUGAACACUUACACCACAAAGGCCGAGAUCCUUGACACUGUCAGAGGCUUGAGGCACAAAGGCGGAAGACCCCUCUACACCGGAGCAGCUCUCCAGUACGUGAGGGACAAUGUCUUCACCGCCUCUGCCGGGAGCAGGCGCCUGGAGGGAGUUCCACAGGUGCUAAUACUGCUAAGCGGCGCAAGGUCCGUCGACAGUGUCGAUGCGCCAGCCUCUGCUCUCAAACAGCUGGGUGUCUUGACCUUUGCAAUUGGAACCAGGAACGCUGAUAAGAGAGAAAUGCAGAAGAUAGCCCACGAGCCCACACAUGCUGUGUCUGUGUCUGAGUUCAAUGACCUCCCCAAUGUCCAGCAGCAACUUCAGUCCUCUGUGGAGGCUGUGAUUGUUGAGGUCACCCCAGAAACACCAACUGCACCUGUUGACGCUCCCAAAAAGGAUAUCGUAUUCCUUCUGGAUGGUUCUGAUGCCACAAGGAAUGGCUUCCCUGCCAUGCGUGAUUUCGUUGAGAGAGUGGUGGAAAAACUCAAUGUAGGGGAAAACAAAGACCGUGUCUCUGUGGUCCAGUACAGCAGGGAGCCAGAGGUCCAUUUCUAUCUGAACACAUACAACACCAGAGCUGAUAUUGUGGACACGGUCAGAGGGCUGAGACACAGAGGGGGCAGAACCCUCAACACCGGGGCCGCCCUCCAGUAUGUCAGGGACAACGUCUUUACAAACUCCUCCGGGAGUCGGCGCCUGCAAGGCGUUCCACAGAUGUUGAUCCUGCUGAAUGGUGGAAGGUCUUACGAUAAUGUCGAUGCCCCAGCCUCUGCGCUCAAACAGCAGGGCAUCGUUGUGAUUGGCAUUGGAGCGGGCAGGGCUGACAGUGCAGAGAUGCAAAAGAUAUCAUCUGACCCCACAUACGCUCUAUCAGUGUCUGAGUUGACUGACCUCCCCAGUGUCCACGAACAGCUCUCGUCUGUAAUGAGCACAGUGCUGGUGCGGGCCACGCCCAUCACACCAACAGUAACCGCGGAGAGACAGCCCACAGGAAGGGAUGUUGUGUUCUUGUUGGACGGAUCGGAUGGUACUAGAACCGAGUUCCCAGCUGUGCGAGACUUUGUCCAGAGAAUGGUGGACACACUCAGUGUGGAUGACAGCAGAGACCGUGUGGCAGUGGUUCAGUACAGCAGAGACGCAGCUGUCCAGUUCUAUCUGAACACUUACACCACAAAGGCCGAGAUCCUUGACACUGUCAGAGGCUUGAGGCACAAAGGCGGAAGACCCCUCUACACCGGAGCAGCUCUCCAGUACGUGAGGGACAAUGUCUUCACCGCCUCUGCCGGGAGCAGGCGCCUGGAGGGAGUUCCACAGGUGCUAAUACUGCUAAGCGGCGCAAGGUCCGUCGACAGUGUCGAUGCGCCAGCCUCUGCUCUCAAACAGCUGGGUGUCUUGACCUUUGCAAUUGGAACCAGGAACGCUGAUAAGAGAGAAAUGCAGAAGAUAGCCCACGAGCCCACACAUGCUGUGUCUGUGUCUGAGUUCAAUGACCUCCCCAAUGUCCAGCAGCAACUUCAGUCCUCUGUGGAGGCUGUGAUUGUUGAGGUCACCCCAGAAACACCAACUGCACCUGUUGACGCUCCCAAAAAGGAUAUCGUAUUCCUUCUGGAUGGUUCUGAUGCCACAAGGAAUGGCUUCCCUGCCAUGCGUGAUUUCGUUGAGAGAGUGGUGGAAAAACUCAAUGUAGGGGAAAACAAAGACCGUGUCUCUGUGGUCCAGUACAGCAGGGAGCCAGAGGUCCAUUUCUAUCUGAACACAUACAACACCAGAGCUGAUAUUGUGGACACGGUCAGAGGGCUGAGACACAGAGGGGGCAGAACCCUCAACACCGGGGCCGCCCUCCAGUAUGUCAGGGACAACGUCUCAAACUCCUCCGGGAGUCGGCGCCUGCAAGGCGUUCCACAGAUGUUGAUCCUGCUGAAUGGUGGAAGGUCUUACGAUAAUGUCGAUGCCCCAGCCUCUGCGCUCAAACAGCAGGGCAUCGUUGUGAUUGGCAUUGGAGCGGGCAGGGCUGACAGUGCAGAGAUGCAAAAGAUAUCAUCUGACCCCACAUACGCUCUAUCAGUGUCUGAGUUGACUGACCUCCCCAGUGUCCACGAACAGCUCUCGUCUGUAAUGAGCACAGUGCUGGUGCGGGCCACGCCCAUCACACCAACAGUAACCGCGGAGAGACAGCCCACAGGAAGGGAUGUUGUGUUCUUGUUGGACGGAUCGGAUGGUACUAGAACCGAGUUCCCAGCUGUGCGAGACUUUGUCCAGAGAAUGGUGGACACACUCAGUGUGGAUGACAGCAGGGACCGUGUGGCAGUGGUUCAGUACAGCAGAGACGCAGCUGUCCAGUUCUAUCUGAACACUUACACCACAAAGGCCGAGAUCCUUGACACUGUCAGAGGCUUGAGGCACAAAGGCGGAAGACCCCUCUACACCGGAGCAGCUCUCCAGUACGUGAGGGACAAUGUCUUCACCGCCUCUGCCGGGAGCAGGCGCCUGGAGGGAGUUCCACAGGUGCUAAUACUGCUAAGCGGCGCAAGGUCCGUCGACAGUGUCGAUGCGCCAGCCUCUGCUCUCAAACAGCUGGGUGUCUUGACCUUUGCAAUUGGAACCAGGAACGCUGAUAAGAGAGAAAUGCAGAAGAUAGCCCACGAGCCCACACAUGCUGUGUCUGUGUCUGAGUUCAAUGACCUCCCCAAUGUCCAGCAGCAACUUCAGUCCUCUGUGGAGGCUGUGAUUGUUGAGGUCACCCCAGAAACACCAACUGCACCUGUUGACGCUCCCAAAAAGGAUAUCGUAUUCCUUCUGGAUGGUUCUGAUGCCACAAGGAAUGGCUUCCCUGCCAUGCGUGAUUUCGUUGAGAGAGUGGUGGAAAAACUCAAUGUAGGGGAAAACAAAGACCGUGUCUCUGUGGUCCAGUACAGCAGGGAGCCAGAGGUCCAUUUCUAUCUGAACACAUACAACACCAGAGCUGAUAUUGUGGACACGGUCAGAGGGCUGAGACACAGAGGGGGCAGAACCCUCAACACCGGGGCCGCCCUCCAGUAUGUCAGGGACAACGUCUUUACAAACUCCUCCGGGAGUCGGCGCCUGCAAGGCGUUCCACAGAUGUUGAUCCUGCUGAAUGGUGGAAGGUCUUACGAUAAUGUCGAUGCCCCAGCCUCUGCGCUCAAACAGCAGGGCAUCGUUGUGAUUGGCAUUGGAGCGGGCAGGGCUGACAGUGCAGAGAUGCAAAAGAUAUCAUCUGACCCCACAUACGCUCUAUCAGUGUCUGAGUUGACUGACCUCCCCAGUGUCCACGAACAGCUCUCAUCUGUAAUGAGCACAGUGCUGGUGCGGGCCACGCCCAUCACACCAACAGUAACCGCGGAGAGACAGCCCACAGGAAGGGAUGUUGUGUUCUUGUUGGACGGAUCGGAUGGUACUAGAACCGAGUUCCCAGCUGUGCGAGACUUUGUCCAGAGAAUGGUGGACACACUCAGUGUGGAUGACAGCAGAGACCGUGUGGCAGUGGUUCAGUACAGCAGAGACGCAGCUGUCCAGUUCUAUCUGAACACUUACACCACAAAGGCCGAGAUCCUUGACACUGUCAGAGGCUUGAGGCACAAAGGCGGAAGACCCCUCUACACCGGAGCAGCUCUCCAGUACGUGAGGGACAAUGUCUUCACCGCCUCUGCCGGGAGCAGGCGCCUGGAGGGAGUUCCACAGGUGCUAAUACUGCUAAGCGGCGCAAGGUCCGUCGACAGUGUCGAUGCGCCAGCCUCUGCUCUCAAGCUGGGUGUCUUGACCUUUGCAAUUGGAACCAGGAACGCUGAUAAGAGAGAAAUGCAGAAGAUAGCCCACGAGCCCACACAUGCUGUGUCUGUGUCUGAGUUCAAUGACCUCCCCAAUGUCCAGCAGCAACUUCAGUCCUCUGUGGAGGCUGUGAUUGUUGAGGUCACCCCAGAAACACCAACUGCACCUGUUGACGCUCCCAAAAAGGAUAUCGUAUUCCUUCUGGAUGGUUCUGAUGCCACAAGGAAUGGCUUCCCUGCCAUGCGUGAUUUCGUUGAGAGAGUGGUGGAAAAACUCAAUGUAGGGGAAAACAAAGACCGUGUCUCUGUGGUCCAGUACAGCAGGGAGCCAGAGGUCCAUUUCUAUCUGAACACAUACAACACCAGAGCUGAUAUUGUGGACACGGUCAGAGGGCUGAGACACAGAGGGGGCAGAACCCUCAACACCGGGGCCGCCCUCCAGUAUGUCAGGGACAACGUCUUUACAAACUCCUCCGGGAGUCGGCGCCUGCAAGGCGUUCCACAGAUGUUGAUCCUGCUGAAUGGUGGAAGGUCUUACGAUAAUGUCGAUGCCCCAGCCUCUGCGCUCAAACAGCAGGGCAUCGUUGUGAUUGGCAUUGGAGCGGGCAGGGCUGACAGUGCAGAGAUGCAAAAGAUAUCAUCUGACCCCACAUACGCUCUAUCAGUGUCUGAGUUGACUGACCUCCCCAGUGUCCACGAACAGCUCUCGUCUGUAAUGAGCACAGUGCUGGUGCGGGCCACGCCCAUCACACCAACAGUAACCGCGGAGAGACAGCCCACAGGAAGGGAUGUUGUGUUCUUGUUGGACGGAUCGGAUGGUACUAGAACCGAGUUCCCAGCUGUGCGAGACUUUGUCCAGAGAAUGGUGGAGACACUCAGUGUGGAUGACAGCAGAGACCGUGUGGCAGUGGUUCAGUACAGCAGAGACGCAGCUGUCCAGUUCUAUCUGAACACUUACACCACAAAGGCCGAGAUCCUUGACACUGUCAGAGGCUUGAGGCACAAAGGCGGAAGACCCCUCUACACCGGAGCAGCUCUCCAGUACGUGAGGGACAAUGUCUUCACCGCCUCUGCCGGGAGCAGGCGCCUGGAGGGAGUUCCACAGGUGCUAAUACUGCUAAGCGGCGCAAGGUCCGUCGACAGUGUCGAUGCGCCAGCCUCUGCUCUCAAACAGCUGGGUGUCUUGACCUUUGCAAUUGGAACCAGGAACGCUGAUAAGAGAGAAAUGCAGAAGAUAGCCCACGAGCCCACACAUGCUGUGUCUGUGUCUGAGUUCAAUGACCUCCCCAAUGUCCAGCAGCAACUUCAGUCCUCUGUGGAGGCUGUGAUUGUUGAGGUCACCCCAGAAACACCAACUGCACCUGUUGACGCUCCCAAAAAGGAUAUCGUAUUCCUUCUGGAUGGUUCUGAUGCCACAAGGAAUGGCUUCCCUGCCAUGCGUGAUUUCGUUGAGAGAGUGGUGGAAAAACUCAAUGUAGGGGAAAACAAAGACCGUGUCUCUGUGGUCCAGUACAGCAGGGAGCCAGAGGUCCAUUUCUAUCUGAACACAUACAACACCAGAGCUGAUAUUGUGGACACGGUCAGAGGGCUGAGACACAGAGGGGGCAGAACCCUCAACACCGGGGCCGCCCUCCAGUAUGUCAGGGACAACGUCUUUACAAACUCCUCCGGGAGUCGGCGCCUGCAAGGCGUUCCACAGAUGUUGAUCCUGCUGAAUGGUGGAAGGUCUUACGAUAAUGUCGAUGCCCCAGCCUCUGCGCUCAAACAGCAGGGCAUCGUUGAUUGCAUUGGAGCGGGCAGGGCUGACAGUGCAGAGAUGCAAAAGAUAUCAUCUGACCCCACAUACGCUCUAUCAGUGUCUGAGUUGACUGACCUCCCCAGUGUCCACGAACAGCUCUCGUCUGUAAUGAGCACAGUGCUGGUGCGGGCCACGCCCAUCACACCAACAGUAACCGCGGAGAGACAGCCCACAGGAAGGGAUGUUGUGUUCUUGUUGGACGGAUCGGAUGGUACUAGAACCGAGUUCCCAGCUGUGCGAGACUUUGUCCAGAGAAUGGUAGAGACACUCAUUUUGGAUGACAGCAGAGACCGUGUGGCAGUGGUUCAGUACAGCAGAGACGCAGCUGUCCAGUUCUAUCUGAACACUUACACCACAAAGGCCGAGAUCCUUGACACUGUCAGAGGCUUGAGGCACAAAGGCGGAAGACCCCUCUACACCGGAGCAGCUCUCCAGUACGUGAGGGACAAUGUCUUCACCACCUCUGCCGGAAGCAGGCGCCUGGAGGGAGUUCCACAGGUGCUAAUACUGUUAAGCGGCGCAAGGUCCGUCGACAGUGUCGAUGCACCAGCCUCUGCUCUCAAACAGCUGGGUGUCUUGACCUUUGCAAUUGGAACCAGGAACGCUGAUAAGAGAGAAAUGCAGAAGAUAGCCCACAAGUCUAAUUUUGCCUUUUCUGUUAAUCGCUUUAUUGACCUUCCCAUUGUCCAGCAACAAUUUAAGUCCUCUGUGGAGGCUGUGAUUGUUGAGGUCACCCCAGAAACCCCAACUACAUCUGCUGAGAAACAAGGUCCUCGAAAGGAUGUUGUUUUCCUUGUUGAUGGAUCUGAUGGCGUUGGACUGGAAUUCCCCAUCAUCCAGGAGUUUAUUCGCAGGGUUGUGGAGAGUCUCAGUGUAGGUGAAGAUAAGAUCCGUAUUGGUGUGGUCCAGUAUAGUGACCGUCCCCAGGCUGACAUCGACCUGAACUCACAUACAACCAAGGAAGGUGUCUUAAGUGCUGUCAGAAGAUUGAGGCAUAGAGGAGGACGACAACGUAACCUUGGUCAAGCACUGGAGUUUCUCCGUCAAGACUUUCUAACAACAGCUCGUGGUAGUCGAAGGCAAGAUGGUGUCCCGCAGUUUGUAAUUGCUGUCUCCAGUGGGCCCUCCACAGAUGACAUCACUCGUGCAGCUACUUCACUCAAGCAGUCUAGAGUACUUCCAUUCAGCAUUGGGACCAGGGAUGUGAACCCUACAGAGCUCCGUGUGGUGUCAUAUGUACCCAACUAUGCCUACACUGUGGAUGACCUACCUGGCUUGUACACAGUCCAAGAGAAUCUAAUCACCACUCUUACUGAGUUGUCUGAUGACGAAAUUGCUGGAAUGCGUCCGGUAUUCCCAGACUACGAAGUAAAAACACCAUCACCCACUGGAGGAGAAAAGAGGGAUGUUGUAUUUCUAAUUGAUGGCACAACAGCAGUGCGCAGUGAGUUCCCUGCCAUCCGUGAAAUGAUAAAAAGAGUUGUGGACAAGCUGGAUGUAGGACUGGAUCAAGUCAGAAUUUCAGUUGUACAGUAUAGUGAUGAGCCAAAGGUAGAAUUCCUCCUGAAUGAAUUCUCCACCAAAGAUGAAGUACGCCAGGCUGUGGCAAGACUUCGAAGCAGAGGUGGGGACCGUCUAAACACAGGUCGGGCACUUGAGUACGUCUCCAGAAACAUCUACCAGAGGUCAGCAGGAAGCCGCAUUGAGGAUGGUGUUCCUCAGUUUCUCAUUGUUGUUACCGGUGGCAAAUCCACAGAUGAUGUGUCCACUCCAGCAGACCAACUAAAGAGAAAUCGGGUUGCACCUCUUGCUAUUGGAUCUAGGAAUGCAGAUCCUGAUGAACUGAAACAGAUAUCCCUGAAGCCUGAACUUGCACAUAAAAUUGACAGUUUCAGUCAGCUUCCAAGAGUGGAACAGAAACUCAUCGAUUCAGUCAAGACAAUAUCUACUGAAGAAAUCAUCAGUAGUUAUGUUCCUCCCUCUGUGGAUAUUGCUACUAUCAAUCUUGGUAGAAAGGACAUUAUCUUCCUCAUUGAUGGCUCAGACAAUACAGGUCCUGCUGGUAUUGCCCACAUCCGUGACUUCAUUCUCAACAUUGUCCAGCAACUUGAUGUGCAGCCCGAUCAAGUACGUGUGGCUCUUGUCCAGUAUGCAGACAGAGUCAAAACAGAAUUUUCUCUCAAUUCCCAUAACAACAAGCCAGCUGUUGUUUCUGCCAUCAAGCGACUUCGUCAAAUGGGUGGCCGAUCAUCAGAUCUGGCUGAUGCUAUCAAUUACGUCAUACAGAAUGAGUUAAAACCUCAAGCUGGUGUUCGUCUAGCUGAGGCCUCCCAGCAUCUGGUGGUUCUCACAGGUGGACGUUCACCCCAAGAUGUAUCCAUUUAUGGACCUCUGCUUAAAGGUUCCCGUGUCAACUGCAUUGGUAUUGGAUCUAGUGGUGCUGAUCCAAGGCAACUAGCUCAAAUUACCACCACGUCAGAUGAUGUCUUUCAGGUUGCUACAUUCCCUAGCCUUCCAGCAAUCAAGGACAGGGUUAUUUCCAGGUUGAGCGGAACCAUUGAAGAAAUACCUACUGAGGGCACUACCUCCGGCCUACCUCCUCCUAAAAAGGCUGAUAUAGUGUUUUUGGUGGAUGGCUCCAUCAACUUGGGCAGAGAAAACUUCAAGGAAGUCAUGGAAUUUAUUAUCAACCUAAUUGACCUAUUCUUCACUGAUAGAGAUGAUCUAAGAUUUGGCCUGGCUCAUUAUGCUGUAGAUGUGUCUGAUGUCUUCUACCUUAAUACAUACAAUAAUAGGGAAGACAUUGUUAGUGCUAUUGGCAGAGCAGAGUACAAAGGAGGGCGUAGAAUCAACACAGGUGCAGCUAUUCGCCAUGUCCAAGAUAACCAUUUUAUUAAAGAAAAGGGCAGUAGGAAGGAUGAAGGUACUCCUCAGAUCUUAAUGCUUAUCACCGGUGGACGGUCAGCUGAUGACAGCAAAACAGCAGCCCUUGGCCUGAAGAACACUGGUGUGAGAAUCUUUGCUGUAGGAGUUGGAAAUAUCGAGAAUGAAUUAGAAAACAUAGCAAGUGAGUCCACCACUGUAGCACGAGCAAGUACCUAUCAGAUGCUGUCAGAGCUCAAUGAGCAGAUCCUGGAGACUUUGGAUGAUGAAGUAAAGGGGAAGCUCUGUGUUGGUGUACCAGAAGUUACUAGAGCCUGCAGCAUCGAGGUCUUGGUGGGCUUUGAUGUUAAUGCCCAGAACAUCUUCAGUGCCCAGACCAACCUCCAGAGCAAGAUGGGUGCCAUUCUGCAGAGGAUUUCCAAAAUGGGAUCUAUCAGCUGUUCAUCAGGGCAGGUUCCUUCUGUACAAAUAGGAAUGCUGGCCAUGGAUUCUGCCUCUGAGCCUGUGCAACUGGAUUUCACAGACGAUGCUGAUACUUUUGAGGAGUUCAGGGCUCUUCGGAAUCGUGGUCCAUUUGUCCUCAAUGGAAAGACCAUCUCAGCCUACACCAACAAGUUCAGAAACACACAGGACAAUGUUAUUAAGGUUGUCAUCCAUCUGACUGAUGGUCUUGAUGCUCCAUAUGCUGAAAUGAAACGUCAAGCAGAGAGCCUUCAGGAUCUCAUUAUGGUUGGACUGGAACGGGUGCCCAGAUUUGAAGAGGCUUUGGCUCUGGAAUUUGGUCGUGGCUUUAGAUACACCAGACCCUUGCGAGUUAAUAUCAUGGACUUAGACUAUGAGCUUUUGGAAGAACUGGACAACAUUGCAGAGAGGGAGUGCUGCGGAGUACCAUGUAAAUGUACCGGAACAAGAGGUGACAGAGGAGCAGUUGGACAACCAGGGUCCAAGGGUAGUCCAGGAGCACCAGGCAGCCAAGGGCAUCCUGGAGAUGAGGGUGGACCUGGAGAGAGAGGUCCUCCUGGUGUGAAUGGAACCCAAGGUUUCAAGGGAUGUCCUGGACAGAGAGGUGUCAAGGGCUCACGUGGGUACUCAGGAGAAAAGGGUGAAUUUGGUGAAAUUGGUCUUGAUGGUAUCGAUGGAGAAGAAGGCAAAAGUGGAGUUGCUGGACCCCCAGGAGGCCGAGGAAACCCUGGCAGAAGAGGGCCCAAAGGUGCCAAAGGACAAGCGGGAGAUGGAGGAGAAAUGGGAAUCAGAGGAGACCCUGGUCAAAGUGGACAGGACAACAACCGUGCAGGACCCAAAGGAGACCCUGGUGAUGCCGGACCACCUGGAGAACCUGGUAAUGAUGGAACCAAGGGCAGCCCAGGAGAACCUGGAAGAAGGGGAGCUGAUGGCAGAAGAGGACCACCCGGACAGGCUGGAGCUGCUGGAAGGCCAGGAGGUGACGGUGUGCAGGGAGAGCCUGGUGUUGGAGGAUCUAGAGGUCCACCUGGACCAAAUGGUGCCCCGGGACCCAGAGGAGAGGAUGGGAACCCUGGACCCAGAGGUCCAGGAGGGAGUCCAGGUUCUGCUGGAGAGAAGGGUAGAAGAGGAGCACUUGGUCGCAAGGGAGAGCCAGGAGAUCCAGGACCUAAGGGUGUUGUUGGUCCUCUUGGUCCUCGUGGAGAGCCUGGUGAGGAUGGUGGGGAUGGAUUUGGCAUUGCAGGACCCCCAGGGAGAAAGGGAGAUGAAGGCUUCCCAGGAUUCCCUGGACCGAAGGGAGUAGCUGGUGAUCCUGGCACCAAAGGUGGACCUGGACCCCGAGGAAAUCGCGGACAGAGGGGCGUGUCUGGGAAUAUUGGUACGCCUGGACAGAAAGGAGAGGUUGGAUAUCCAGGACCUUAUGGUGAGAAAGGACCAAGAGGACCCGGUGUUGAUCAAUGUGACCUGGUUAAGAAAAUCAGAGAUAACUGUCCUUGCUGUUAUGGUCAGCGUGAGUGUCCGCUCUACCCCACUGAGCUGGCUUUUGCCCUGGAUGUCUCGGGAGCGCUGGUGCAGCCUUCAACAAACAUGCGUGAGACGGUCCUGAACCUGGUCAGAGACAUCACCAUCACCGAGAGCAACUGUCCAAGAGGGGCUCGUGUUGCUUUGUUAAUGUACAACAACAAUGUGACAACUGAGAUCCGGUUUGCUGAUGGAAUGAAGAAACGUGCCCUGUUGCAGCACGUCGAGGGACUGCAGCCACUGAGGACAGGGAAAGAGCAAAACCUGGCUAUGGCCAUGAAUUUUGUGGCCCAGAACACUUUCAAGAGGGUGCGUAGUGGCUUCCUCAUGAGGAAAGUAGCCGUCUUCUUUGUUGGUGCGCCCGUCUCAAAUGUACAAGCAAUUUCCAAAGCAGCUCUCCGCCUCUAUGACGCUGGAAUUGCCACUGUGCUCCUGGUCAGAAGUGACGACAGAUCACUCACCAGAGCCCUGCAGGUCAACAACACCGCUUUGGCCCAGGUAAUUGUCCUUCCUAACACUGGAAGUGGGCAGUACAAGUCAGUGCUCCAAAAGGUCAUGAACUGCCAUGUGUGCUUAGACGUUUGUGCUCCAGACCAGAUGUGCGACUAUGAGCCCCCAGUGUCCAACCGUGAUAAGAGGUCUUUCAUCACAGACGUGGACAUCGACAUGGCUUUUGUCAUGGACAGCUCUGAGUCCACCUAUCCAUCCGUCUUCACUGAGAUUAAACGCUACAUCGCACACAUAGUGGAGCAGCUGGAAGUGUCUUCGAGUCCCACAUCAUCAGUUCACCAUGCCAGAGUGUCUGUGAUCCAGCAAGCCCCUUACGAGUUCAUCCACAACCAAACAGGCUCUCCUAUCCAGGUGGAUAUUGGCCUGACAGAGCACCACUCGGCUCAGGAUAUUGUUAAAUUCCUGCUUGAUAAGACGCCGCAGCUAGAGGGUGGCAGGGCGUUGGCGGCAGCUAUCGAGUCAACCGUGGAACAGGUGUUUGAGAAGGCACCUCUGCAGCGUGACCGGAAAGUGCUGAUGCUCUUCGUGACAGGAGGAGUAGAGGAACAUGAGGAGCAGCUGGUCCGUGUGGCCACUGAGGUCAAAUGCAGAGGUUACUUCCUGGUCAUCAUGGGAGUGGGCCAGAAACUGAGUGCUGCAGAUACCCGUGUCCUCUCACGCAUGGCCAGCGAACCAUCAGAUGUGUUUUUCAAGAGAAUCGACAGCCUCUCACAGUUUUAUGACAGGCAUAUCCUGAACUUUGGACGGCUGAUGCCCAAAUAUAUCAGCAUUGAAAAUGCUUUCUACAUGUCUCCUGAAGUCUCCAAAAACUGCAAGUGGUUCCAGAAUGAUCAGGAACAGAAAAACCCCUUCAAAUCACCAACCCACCAUGAGUCGCAUCAGAAACAUCACGAAACUCACCAAGAAGUUCAUCAAAGAAAGCAUAAAGAUGCAGAUGAGCUACACGUCUCUAACAUCACCUCCAGCAGCAUGAAGUUACGUUGGACUAGCCCAGACCCAAAGCUCUUUGUCUACUUCGAAGUGACGGUGACACGGCUGAAUGACCACACCAUGGUACUGAAGACCAACGUUUCGGGUACCGAGCUUUCUGUGGACAACCUGGAAAGCGCACAGUCAUAUCAUGCUGUGGUCACUGCCCAAACUGCUGAAGGUCACAUCGUUUCCACUCGCAAAGGCAUCAUCACUACUAAAGCAGCAGAGCAUAAGCCAUCCAGCCCAGUCAUCAGUACUGUAAACACCACACCACUGGAGAAACCCCAAACUGUUAAUGAAUUUGCAGACCCAUGCUCUCUUGACUAUCACCCUGGAAUGCCGUGCAAAGACUAUCAGGCUAAGUGGUUCUUUGACAGUAAGAACGGGAUCUGUACCCAGUUCUGGUAUGGAGGUUGUGGAGGCAAUGACAAUAGGUUCGACACUGAGGCCCUCUGCUUGAAAAAGUGCCUGAGGUCAGAGCCAGAGCCUCAGCAAGAUGCACCGCAGGUUGAACAGAAGGAGGUCCUUCCAGCUGCUGAUGACUCCAUAGCUGUGGAUAUCUGCCGGCUGUCUAAAGAUGAAGGCACUUGUGCCAAAUUUGUCCUCAAGUGGCACUAUGAUACUUCCAGCAAGAGCUGCACUCGUUUCUGGUAUGGAGGCUGUGGAGGCAACCAGAACCGCUUUGACACACAUGAGCAGUGUAUGCAGGCGUGUGGAGACUCAGCGCCCGUUGCAGGAGGCGUCAUCGCUGCCAUAAGAACAUAGGACAAACAUGAGGAACAAACCUGGUCAGCUGUUACCUCUGUUUAUGGGAUUCAGGAGAACCAUCCCAUACUGUAAAGGAUGCAAAACCAAAGCAAUGGUGGCUGCACUGGAUUCCACACAAAUGAACUAAAUGAACUUUAGCUCCCAAAAUUCUUGAAGUAGUCUCUUUGUUUUACGCAACAAGAAGGAAAAGCAACACGAUUUGCUGCAUGAUUUGUUUUAACCUACUGGUGCUACGCAAUGCGUUUGUUUUAAAGGUAGAGUUGUCAAAUGCAUUCAGUUUUCUGGAACAAUGACAUCUUGUGAGUUUUCAUAUUGUUAAAUGCAGUUUUAUAAUCUAUAUGAAUAUCUUGGACGACAGAGAUUAGCAAUAAAUCAGUACAUGCAGGAGUGGUGUUAUUCAAUGCAGUAAUCGUCUUUAUAUUUGUUUUUGUUUUUUUUGUUUUGUUUUGUUUUGCUUUUUUUUUUUUUUUUUUAAUCCACAGACAACAUUCACUUAGUAACAACAUUGGCUGUUAUGAACAUUGUUUCCAACCUCACCUGGUCCCUGUGGAAUCUAUUCUUCACUAUUUUCCAUUGUGUGUUUUUAACAGACAGUGAGUGACUGCUCAGAUAAAAAAAAAAAAAUGAAAAAACAAAACAAACAAAAAAACAUAAAAAUGAAACAUUAAGUGCACUUCUAAAUCCACUGCCUCAAACACACAAGUUUAUGAAAAGGAAAAAAUAA